UCGGUUUCGAAAGCAACCAUUAGUUUCUAUUACAAUAUUCUCUCCAAGCAAUCCCACUCACCUAAUCAGCAGCUCAUAUCUUCUCAAGAUGCAACUCAUCAGCACCCUCCUUCCUCUCCUCCUCGCCUCCAGCUUCACCUCGGCCCUCCCAGUCACCAAGACCAAGAGAAGCGCUACCACUGUCCUCUCGGACAUCGCCAGUAUCAGCUCAGAUGUAGCUACUCUCACCAGUGACGCUCUUGCAUAUACUGGUGGUCUCUUCCAAUCUCUCGCUCUCGCUAUCACUGUGGAUUCCCUCGAGUCAGCGAUCACCACGGCAACCUCUGACACAACUUCGUCGGGAACUUUCAGCUCCGCAGACUCUGAUAGCAUCUUGGCCGCUGUGACCACUCUCACCCCAAAGAUCAUUACUCUAUUGAGUGAUCUGGAUGCCAAGGCUUCUACCAUCUCCUCAGCCGGAUACACUUCGACUGUUGCUGGAGCUCUCACAACAUUGACUACCGAUACCAAUGCUCUGUUUGCUGCUCUUGAGGCUGCGCUUGAUUCUGCUGAUUCUGUUUCUAUUGCCACCUUGCAAGCUUCUAUCGAUGCUGCGUUCGCCACUGCUUCUGCCACUUUCUAGUCUUGUUGGUUGAGCUUCUUGUGGCUUGCAUGGAAUGCCCCGCGGGGGAUCCUUGACUUUUUGUUCGUCUGAAAGUUUUGUAGCGAGCUUUGCCUUUAUUUCCUGAUCGUGAGCCAGUUACAUUCAACGCCGAGAGAAGAAUAUGGGCGAAUUUAGCUUUUCUUAGAAUUAAAAGAACAACCAAAUCUUC
Molecule: messenger RNA, 812 nt
Organism: Hyaloscypha bicolor E
Lineage: Eukaryota; Fungi; Ascomycota; Leotiomycetes; Helotiales; Hyaloscyphaceae
Exons: 2
Coding region: 89-622 (177 amino acids)
Cellular component (GO): extracellular region
Source: RefSeq, a predicted model, not a curated record